Molecule: messenger RNA, 801 nt
Organism: Ruditapes philippinarum (Manila clam)
Lineage: Eukaryota; Metazoa; Mollusca; Bivalvia; Venerida; Veneridae
Exons: 6
Source: RefSeq, a predicted model, not a curated record
AUGACGUUCCACUUAAUGGGCAUACUAGAUAUCGAAUGUGUUAAGGACCAUAAAUCGGCUGUGCGGGUCAUAAAGUUUGUAGUGUCCAUUUUCACCGUAGUUGGUGUAAUAAAGAUUCUAGAUACACGAUAUUCUGAAUCAGCACCCGCAAGGGAGGUAACUUUCGGAAAUUAUGGUCCUGUCGAAUGUGAAGACAGAUUUAAAUCGACACUUGCAGAAAAUUUAAACGUCGUGAAAAACUAUCCUAGAGGUACAGCAGACGAAUUCAUGUGGAAAAUUGGCGGGAAUUUGUCUGCACCAGACGACAUUCCAAAAUUCCCAGUUAUCGUUACUGCUAUAGAUUCUUUGCAUUAUCCCGAAUCCAUGGGGUUGUUUCGGUCAAUACACCAAGGUAUUAUGGGAAACAGGAAGUACAGUGGUCUAGUGAAAAUAAUUGUGUACGAUCUUGGGCUAACUUUCCGCCAGCUGAAAACGUUGAAGACAAAGUGCAGAUGUGAAGUGCGAUCAUUUCCGUUCACGGAACUUCCGGAACAUGUCCGAACAAUAGAAACAUUUGCCUUUAAACCAAUUAUAAUACAGAUUCUACUGGUUGAAUUUGGUUUUGUUUGCUGGGUAGAUGCUUCAAUACGUUUCAAAACGCCCGAUAUUGACGCAGGAAUACAGUUCGCUAUUGACAACAGUUUACUUUUUUACGUCAGACGUGACGUCAGCAAAUCAUAUACAGUCGCGAGACAAACUGAUAGCAAAACGUUUACAUUUUUAAAAGAAAACAUAUGCAAGUUUAGAAACUUUACCGAGCUG